Molecule: messenger RNA, 1408 nt
Organism: Beta vulgaris subsp. vulgaris (sugar beet)
Lineage: Eukaryota; Viridiplantae; Streptophyta; Magnoliopsida; Caryophyllales; Amaranthaceae
Product: probable indole-3-pyruvate monooxygenase YUCCA10
Exons: 4
Coding region: 55-1200 (381 amino acids)
Molecular function (GO): flavin adenine dinucleotide binding; NADP binding; N,N-dimethylaniline monooxygenase activity
Source: RefSeq, a predicted model, not a curated record
UCCUUUAUAUAUCCCUAACUCCACCUCCUAGUGUGAAAUUCAUUGCAUAGAAAGAUGGGAGAAUCAACUGUUAUAAUCGUUGGGGCAGGGCCGUCAGGGCUUGCUACUGCCGCCUGUCUAACGCAACACUCAAUAUCAUAUAUUUUACUAGAAAGAGAAGAUUGCUUUGCUUCUCUAUGGAAGAAAAAGGCAUAUGAUCGCCUUCACCUUCACUUACCAAAGCAAUACUGUGAGCUUCCUCACAUGAAAAUACCCACCACUUGCCCAAAAUACGUCCCCAAAAAUGACUUCUUACAAUAUUUGGACAACUAUGUGGCUCAUUUUGGCAUCAGUCCUUUGUACCAACGCCGUGUCGAGAGUGCGAGAUUCGACGAAAGUACGAAGAAAUGGCGUGUUAUGGCUGCGAAAGUGCCGAAUGGGGAAGAGGAACUCGAAGAAGAAGAGUUUUUUGGAAGGUUUUUGGUGGUGGCAACGGGUGAGACAAGUGAUCCUUUCUGUCCUGAAAUUGAAGGGUUGAGUAGCUUUCAAGGGAAAAUUAUGCACUCUACAGAAUUUAAGUCUGGUAAAGACUAUGAAGACAAAAGUGUGUUGGUUAUUGGAGCUGGUAAUUCUGGCUAUGAGAUUUCUCUUGAUCUUGCAAAUCAUGGUGCUAAAACCUCCAUUGCUGUUAGAAGCCCAAUUCACAUAUUGUCAAGAGGAAUUGUGAGCCUAGGACUCUAUCUUCUAAAGCAUUUGCCGCUGUACUUUGUGGACAACUUGAUGGUGAUGCUCAGCAAACUUGUAUAUGGCGACGUCACCAAAUACGGAUUGACUAGGCCGCAUGAAGGUCCCUUUUACUUGAAAGUUGCUUUUGGUAAAUACCCCGUUAUCGACGUUGGCACCUAUUCAAAAAUUAAAACGGGUGAAAUACAGGUCUUGCCGGCAAUCACAAGCAUCACAGGCAAUGAUGUGUUGUUCCACGAUGGGAAGUCUUAUGCUUUUGACGCCAUUAUUUUUGCCACUGGCUUCCAAAGGUCCACAUCUCAAUGGCUUCAGGGAGACGAGUAUUUGCUAAACGAAGAUGGAUUGCCAAAGCCUGACUUUCCUAACCAUUGGAAGGGAAAAAACGGAUUAUACUGUGUCGGUCUUGCAAGAAAGGGACUCUAUGGAGCUGCUAUGGAUGCUGAAAAUAUUUCCAAUGACGUUAAAGAAAACCUUUAGAAAUUACAAAUUUUCAAAAAAGAAACUAUUUCAUGACGACUUCACUAAUGUUCCACAUGCUCGAUGCUCAUAUGGAUUGAAAGUUGUAUGCCUUUUGACUUGAGCUUUUGUGUCGCACUCGAGAACGCUUACAAUACUGCAUGAUAUUGUAUAAACAAUUGAUUCUAUACAUGAAUAAAUAAAUAUUUAAUGCGUGAUUUUUGUUGUA